Molecule: messenger RNA, 1491 nt
Organism: Pieris napi
Lineage: Eukaryota; Metazoa; Arthropoda; Insecta; Lepidoptera; Pieridae
Gene: PGAP3
Product: post-GPI attachment to proteins factor 3
Exons: 8
Coding region: 86-1432 (448 amino acids)
Biological process (GO): GPI anchor biosynthetic process
Cellular component (GO): endoplasmic reticulum membrane
Molecular function (GO): hydrolase activity, acting on ester bonds
Source: RefSeq, a predicted model, not a curated record
UAUAACUUAUAAAUGUUAAGAUAUACCUAAUUUGAUUUGUACUGUGACUGUGAUAAAAAUUGUUGCAUUGGACAAUCCCUUUAAAAUGUGGUUCACAUUGAUACUUCUUGUGUCCAUUUCCAAGUUUGUUUUAUGUAGUGACGGUGAUCGAUCUCCGUUUUACAAUAAAUGUCUGAAGAAUUGUAAUAAUGAAAAUUGCACGAAAGAAAAUCAAUUUAAGCCACAUGCUGCAGCUAUGCAAGACAUAUGGAGUAAAAUAUCACGGUGGACUUGUGUUGAUGAAUGUCGAUACAAUUGUAUGUGGAAAACCGUACAAGGAUUUGAAGAACGCGGCUUCAGUACACCUAAGUUUCAUGGAAAGUGGCCAUUCAGGAAAAUUAUCGGUGUGCAAGAACCAGCUUCUACUUUUGCCUCUUUGCUAAAUCUUGCUGUCCAUGCCUCCAUGUAUCAUGAAAUAAUAAAGCAGUUUCCUAUUAAAACAACACCUAUAGUUCUCUUUUGGCAUGUAUUUGCUGUUGUAUGUAUGAAUGCAUGGAUGUGGUCUACAAUUUUCCAUGCCAAAGACAACUAUUUUACAGAAUUCAUGGACUAUGCAUGUGCAUUGUCUAUGGUAAUUGCGUUAUUUGUUGCUGCUGUAUUAAGGGUGUUCCACAAGAGAAGAAAAUUGUCUGCAGUGGCAUUAGUAGCAACAGUGGUGUAUUUCGUGGAACAUGUCCGAUAUUUGUACACUGGUAGAAUUGACUAUGACUAUAAUAUGCUAGUGAACAUCUGUUUUGGGGUUGCAGGCUCCGUAAUCUGGUUAUUAUGGGCCGGGGUUCAGUAUAUAUCUGGUCGGCGCGAAUGUUGGCGGCUGGUGGCCUUCACGUUGGCGUCAGGCGCGGCACUUACCCUGGAAUUGCUAGACUUCCCACCACUUUACGGCUGGGACGCGCAUGCUCUAUGGCACCUUGCCACUGUGCCCUUGCCUUUACUAUUCUACAGAAUGUUAUCCAGAUUUGUUAAGUCUGCAAGUGUGCUUCGACCAGCGCUGUUGACUCGUCCGACCACCCCGAGUCGCCUGAUACGGAGAUCCUCUCAUGAAUAUGUACCACCAACUCAGUAUGACGUUCCUAUUCCCAAGAGGCUGAAUCUUCUGUACGUUAUGAGAGUGUACUGGGAAACUAUUCCAUUGUUUCUAGUGACUUGUACGAGUUUAACGAUCUGUCUGUUGUCGUGCGCUUGGGCUACUCAACAUAAGAUGGACGUAGUGUACAAGACCCACUCCCGCGAUAACGUCUCUCGCACGAUGGACCUUCGCAAUCCUGACAUACACAAGAUCCUGAUUUUCAACCAGCGUUACGAGCCCUGGCCCGAGAUGCAAGACGCUCUGGACAAGAUGGCUUUGGCACAGAAGCGGGUUCUACUGCGUGCAGAAUCCUGCCCGAGUAAAUAACGCCUUUAUCUAUAGCACUCUGUCUUAUUUGAUUAAAGCACACACAAAAAUUAAUUGUA